Molecule: messenger RNA, 395 nt
Organism: Impatiens glandulifera
Lineage: Eukaryota; Viridiplantae; Streptophyta; Magnoliopsida; Ericales; Balsaminaceae
Product: thioredoxin H-type 1-like
Exons: 3
Coding region: 51-395 (114 amino acids)
Source: RefSeq, a predicted model, not a curated record
AUCGGCUAAGCUAAUAUGUCCUUAUUUCAAUCCAAAGAUUUCACUCAGAAAUGGCCUCUUCAGAAGAAGGACAAGUGAUCGGCUGCCACAGCCUCGAUGCGUUCGAAUAUUAUAUGGAAAGGAGCAAUGAACCAAAUCAAUUGGUGGUGAUUAACUUUACUGCCACAUGGAGCGGCCCGUGCAGUCUCAUCACCCCAGUUCUGGCUGAGUUAGCAAAAGAAUUCCCUCAAGUUAUCUUCAUCAAAGUUGACGUUGAUGAACUCAGGACUGUUUCUAUUGAUUUUAGAGUGGAUGGAAUGCCGACAUUCUUGUUUGUUAAGGAAGGUAUUAUUGUCGAUGGGGUUGUCGGCGCUCGGGUAGAGGAGCUGAAAUCAAAGACAAAUCUUCACUCCUGA